Marmota monax (woodchuck) is the source of this 2099-nucleotide messenger RNA. It is a transcript of the gene Ccdc102b, whose product is annotated as coiled-coil domain containing 102B. The record is from RefSeq and is a predicted model, not a curated record. NCBI's taxonomy places the organism in Eukaryota, Metazoa, Chordata, Mammalia, Rodentia, Sciuridae. The coding region runs from base 324 to 1604 and encodes 426 amino acids. The transcript is spliced from 7 exons.
AACAUAGUUUCAAAUGGGCUGUCUGGAAAGCUUUGAAUAACAAUACUUAAUACUUUGAGAACAUUGAAAUUAUUUUAUUUUGGUUAUCUUACUUGUGAUCCAAAGAGGGUGUUGUGGUAUCGGUUUUGAGAGAACUUCACAACCAAUGGGAAUCCUUUUGGAGUUAGCGUGGGGUGUCCUUAAUACUGGAAUAAUCCCGUUGGCCAGGACCCCGGAGCUGCUCAGAUGAGAAAAGGAUGCAGGAAAUUCUCUUGUUUACACAUGUGUCUGCAACUGAGACGCUAGCGCAGUCCCGCAAGCCCAGAGGGCUUUGAAAGACAAAUAUGAACCUAGAUUCCAUUCAUCGAUUAAUUGAGGAAACUCAAAUCUUCCAGAUGCAACAGUCAUCGAUCAAGCCACGCUGUGACAAGGAAGCUCCUAGCCCCUGCCCUAGGGACACCUGUGGUUCCUGCUUGCCACCUUGUGGGCUAUCCUCUCCUGCAGCCUGUGAUUUCAGUGCUCAUCCCUGCAACACCAACAAAUGGGAUAUUUGUGAGGAACUCCGCCGGCGCGAACUUGAGGAAGUCAAGGCCAGGGCGGCUCAGAUGGAAAAGACCAUGCGCUGGUGGUCAGACUGCACUGCCAACUGGAGAGAAAAAUGGAGUAAAGUUCGAGCCGAGAGGAACAGUGCCAGGGAGGAAGGAAGACAACUCAGAAUAAAACUAGAGAUGGCCAUGAAGGAGCUGAGCGCACUGAAAAAGAAGCAAAGUCUGUCACUUCAAAAGGAGGUGACAGAAGCCACAGUAACCCAGGACCUGGAGCUUCCUGGCUUUGCAGGGUCUCACCACCGGAAAGAACAGCUUCAAACUAGUUCAGCAAUGUGUGGCUCCAUCGGUUUGGAGAAAAGACAACUUGUUGAGGAGGAGGACACAAAGAGUAAGGAAGAAGGUGUGGUUCUUGAUUCAUUAAGAUUAAAUGAGGAGAUGAAACCAAAUCCGGAUUGCACUGAUUUGUUCAGGAAGGGUGGUUUUGGAAGCUGUGCCAUGAAGCCUGGGCUGAGACUGCCAGCAGGGAACCUGUCCCCAGAGAAUGCAGUGACUAAAGUCUCAUCCUGGCAGCUGCCUUUGGAAGACUUCCAAGAAAUCCUGUGGAAGGAGAGAGAGAUGCGUGUUGCUCUGGAAAAGGAGGUAGAACGCCUGGAGUCAGCUCUGUCCCUGUGGAAAUGGAAGUACGAGGAGCUAAAGGCCUCCAAGGAGGCCAACGUGCAAGAGCCUGACAUUCUUCACAGUCAACAUGAAAGUGAAACAGGAGGAAUUUCAGGAGAUAUAAAGGAAAAAUCUACACCUCAAAACAGCAAGGAUAGAGUCAUCUGUGAGCUAAGAGCAGAGCUAGAGAGAAUACAGGCUGAAAAUACAUUGGAAUGGGACAAGAGAGAGUUGCUGGAAACUGAAAAACAAGGAUUGGAGAGAGAAAAUAGAAGGCUAAAGGUCCAGGUGAAAGAAAUGGAAGAGCUCCUGGACAGGAAAAGCAGAUUAAGUGAAAACUUUCAAGGUCCUGAUUUCAAGACAUCCUACAGUGAACUACCGGAAAAGAACAAGGAAAUAGAAAAGGCGGGAGCACUUUGAUCGAGUUCUUGAUUGCUGCAGUCCUGAGGAUGCCAGACUCCUGCUCCUGCACUCUUCCAAAGAAGACUCUGAUCAGUGAUUCUUCAGGGAAUUUUUAGUCCUUUGGCCCUAGUGUUGGGUGGCAUCAUUGAUCUCUCUUCUUCUGAGUCUCCAGAUUCUUGCAUUGAACAGCUACAUUUCCUCCAGCCUCCAGCCUGCAUUUGGCCACUGUGGGACUCUCCAGCUUCUGAUUGUCUAAGCCUGUCUAACAAUCCCCUUUUCAUAAUCCCCUUUUCAUAAUUACGUGUGUGUGUGUGUUAGAGUCUGUAAACAAGUCAAGAUGGCGGCCUGGCAUUUUGGGAAAGGGAGUGGUUUGUGAAGUAAUGCCAGGGAGCCAUUAAGUGUGGAGAUUCCUUAUUGGUUGACUGCUGUAUCUAGUUUAUGUUAAUUAGAUAAGCUGUGUGGAAUGUAUAUAUACCCCUCCUGUCCUACAAUAAAAGGCUUGUACUCCUGCUG